This is a messenger RNA of Vicia villosa (hairy vetch), 1886 nucleotides long. RefSeq names its product galactomannan galactosyltransferase 1-like. The coding region runs from base 220 to 1575 and encodes 451 amino acids. The record is from RefSeq and is a predicted model, not a curated record. The transcript has a single exon. Gene Ontology annotation, cellular component: endosome; trans-Golgi network; membrane. Gene Ontology annotation, molecular function: galactosyltransferase activity. Lineage: Eukaryota; Viridiplantae; Streptophyta; Magnoliopsida; Fabales; Fabaceae.
CUUUAGAGUUUAGACGAUACGCUUCGCCUCUUUACAUAAACCGACAAAACAACUUCCCAAAUUUCACUUCUUUCUCACUCACUCACCCUUUUGUUUUCCUCAAGUUACUACAAUCAAUCUCUCACCAUUUUAAGUACUACAACAUUUUCCCCCUUCACAACCCCCGCAAUCAAUCUCUCGUCACAAACAACAUCACUCAACCAUCCACGCAACCUAAAUAUGGUCACAACAGAACUCUCACACUCUCACUACUCUUCCAUCAUGACCAAACCCACUCUCAAAAACAAAUCCUCCUCCUCUCCAUGCUUCUCCGACGGCUUCCUCUUCCUCGGAGGAGCACUCUCAGCUCUUCUCCUCGUCUGGGGUUUCUCCACCUUCACAAUCCCCAUCCCAUACGAAAACCCAACUCUAAAAUCCCAACAAAACAACGCCGUUUCAUAUCCCACUCCCGACUUACUCUUCGACCCACCAAACCAAACAUUCUACGACGAUCCCGAAAUGGGUUACAACAUGGACGACAAUGUCCAAAACUGGGACGAGAAAAGACAAGAAUGGCUAAAACUUCACCCUUCUUUCUCAGAUAAAGAAAGAGUUCUAAUGCUCACCGGAUCACAACCCUCCCCGUGCAAAAACCCAAUCGGCGACCACUUGUUAUUACGAUUCUUCAAAAACAAAGUGGACUACUGUCGUAUCCACGGCUACGACAUUUUCUACAACAACGCUCUUUUACAUCCCAAAAUGUUUGCUUACUGGGCUAAAUACCCUGUCGUUAAAGCCGCAAUGAUGGCCCAUCCAGAAGCCGAGUGGAUCUGGUGGGUCGACUCAGACGCGUUAUUCACCGACAUGGAGUUCAAGCUUCCUCUACAACGUUACAAAGACCACAACCUCGUUGUCCACGGUUGGCCACAUUUGAUCCACGAGAAACGGAGCUGGACGGGCCUAAACGCCGGCGUGUUUUUGAUCAGAAACUGUCAGUGGUCUUUGGAUUUAAUGGAUGCAUGGGCCGGAAUGGGCCCACAAAGCCCGGAAUACGAAAAAUGGGGUAAAACCCUCCGGUCAAUUUUCAAAGACAAAUUCUUCCCGGAGUCAGACGAUCAGACGGGUCUCGCUUACUUAAUCGCGAUCGAGAAAGAAAAAUGGGCGGACAGGAUUUACUUAGAAGGUGAAUAUUACUUCGAAGGCUACUGGGAGGAAAUUAUCGGAACAUUCGAGAAUAUUACUAGAAGAUAUAACGAGAUUGAGAGAGGGGUGCGUAGGUUAAGGAGGCGUCACGCGGAGAAGGUGAGUGAAGGUUACGGUGCGGUGAGGGAAGAGUUUUUGAAAGAGGCGGGUUAUGGGAAAGGUAGUUGGAGGAAACCGUUUGUGACGCAUUUUACGGGGUGUCAGCCGUGUAGUGGGAAGUAUAAUGAAAUGUACACGGCGGAGGCUUGUUGGAACGGGAUGCGUAGUGCGCUUAAUUUUGCUGAUAAUCAGGUUAUGAGGAAAUAUGGUUUUGUGCAUCCGGAUCUUGAGGAUAAUAGGGUUUCUUCUUUACCUUUUGAUUAUCCAAAACCUAAACCUAUAAUUAAAAAUUAAUAGGAUCAAUGUCUGUCUAAUGUCUGUCUAUUCAGAUUCUGUAUGAUGAUGAUGAUGAUGAUAGUGUGAAAUAUUUUAUUUUAGUAUGGUUUAUAUUACUAUAUGAUAUUUUAAGGGAUCUGUUUUGGCGUAUUAGAGGUGGGGUUAUGGUAUAAAAUUAUUAGAUUAUAGAAUGGGGAUAAUUUUAUUCUUCUCGAGUUGCUAGAUAGAAGUAUAAUGUUGUUUGUUGGUUGGUUUGUUUCUUUUUGUUGGUAAUCCUCCUGUCCUAUAUGUUGUCUUUUGUUUUAAAGAAAUUGUUGUUAAUCUUUUUA